Messenger RNA from Neogale vison (American mink), 664 nucleotides. RefSeq names its product methyltransferase-like protein 17, mitochondrial. Gene Ontology annotation, molecular function: structural constituent of ribosome; methyltransferase activity. Bases 1 to 561 code for a protein of 186 amino acids. The record is from RefSeq and is a predicted model, not a curated record. Gene Ontology annotation, biological process: translation. Lineage: Eukaryota; Metazoa; Chordata; Mammalia; Carnivora; Mustelidae. Gene Ontology annotation, cellular component: mitochondrial small ribosomal subunit. The transcript has 5 exons.
AUGGGUAUUUCCCAAACUAGUUCAGAAGGGUUUAUUUGUGAACAGGUAUUGGUAGAGAACGGAACAAAAGCUGGGCACUGCCUUCUUAUGGAUGCCAGGGACCUCGUCCUUAAGGGAAAAGAGAAGUCACCUUUGGACCCUCGACCUGGCUUUGUCUUUGCCCCAUGUCCACAUGAACUUCCCUGUCCCCAGUUGACAGCCUCUAAGCCCCUGGCCUGUAGCUUUUCUCAAGCUUACCACUGCAUCCCCUUCAGCUGGAACAAGAAGAAGCAAAAAGAGGAAAAGUUCUCAAUGGUAAUUCUUGCCCGGGGGUCUCCAGAGGAGGCUAAUCGCUGGCCCCAUAUCACUCAGCCUGUCCUUAAACGGCCACGCCAUGUGCAUUGUCACCUGUGCUGUCCAGAUGGACAUAUGCAGCAUGCUGUGAUCACAGCCCGCCAGCAUGGCAGGGAUUUGUAUCGUUGUGCUCGAGUCAGCUCCUGGGGAGAUCUUUUACCUGUGAUCACACCUUCAGAGUCGGAGCUUCCUCUGUCCCCUGCUGACGACAAGGAUUUUCUUACUUAGGCCUGCCAAGGCUGAAGCUCCCUGGUAUCCAGGGUGGGAGUACUGGCAGCCCUAUGUAUGUUUGCUUGAGGCUUUAAUAAUAAUAAAAAGUUUUCAAAGAAUA